AUGAUGUUCACAGACAAAAGCUCUAGCACCUCUGUGCCUAAGAAGAUGCCCAAGAAGAAGAAGACCCGGCCGCAGGGUCUGCCCUCCCCGGCCCUGUGCUGUGCCUGUGGCCUCUGCAUCAUGCUAGCAGGCAUCAACAUCACCCUGGUGGGAGCCUUUGCCUUUGGCACCUUCCUGCCCAGGAGAAACCCGCCCAUCAUCAUCGGGCCAGUCCUUCUCCUCGUGGCCUUCGCCUUUUUUGGGGCCUGCUGCGUAUGCAGCCGCCGCCCCCCCGCCCAGGGCUCACGCAAGGCUAAAGGGGGAGGCAACCUGGGCCUGGUUCGGACUGGAGGCACGGCCUUCGAGAUAGAGACCAGCGAGCACACCCUGCAGGACACCACCGCCGUGCAGCUGAGUCCCACCAACUCACCCAGCUCCUCGCGCAGGUCCAGCCCCUCCUACGAGGCCAACGCCACGGGCCGCACGUGCAAGCUGUUCACCUUGGAGGCCAACGGGCCAGCGUCCGCCUGCUACUCUGCCUCUUUGGCCGGUGAGGCCGUCCAGCUCAACCUGCCCCGUGACCCUGCAGCAACCUAA
This is a messenger RNA of Conger conger (European conger), 576 nucleotides long. RefSeq names its product transmembrane protein 275-like. The transcript has a single exon. The record is from RefSeq and is a predicted model, not a curated record. Bases 1 to 576 code for a protein of 191 amino acids. NCBI's taxonomy places the organism in Eukaryota, Metazoa, Chordata, Actinopteri, Anguilliformes, Congridae.